CGGGGCGAGAAUGGCUGCCGGUGGAGACGUAGGAAAGCUGUUACAAGUACAGAAUGGGACUCCUGCAAGCACAAGCUAUAACGGAGUAGACGCCCUUCACGCCUGCACCAUCCUCCAGCAGCUCAAAGCCCUGUAUGAUGAAGCGCAGCUGACCGACAUCGUCGUGGAGGUGGACCAUGGCAAGACCUUCUCCUGUCACAGAAAUGUGCUUGCUGCCAUCAGCCCUUACUUCAGAUCCAUGUUCACCAGUGGCCUUACGGAGAGCAGCCAGCGCGAGGUGCGAAUCGUUGGCGUCGAGUCAGAGUCCAUGCGCCUGGUUCUGGACUACGCCUACACCUCACGGGUCACCUUGUCCGAGUCCAACGUGCAGGCCCUGUUCACAGCGGCCAGCAUCUUCCAGAUCCCGGCGCUGCAGGACCAGUGCGCUCACUUCAUGAUCAGCCGGCUGGAUCCCCAGAACUGCAUAGGGGUGUUUAUGUUUGCAGAUGCCUACGGGCACCAGGAGCUGCGCGAGCGCUCGCAGGACUACAUCCGCAAGAAGUUCCUGUGCGUGAUGGGCGAGCAGGAGUUCUUGCAGCUGACCAAGGAGCAGCUGGUCAGCAUCCUCAACAACGAUGACCUCAACGUGGAGAAGGAGGAGCACGUAUACGAGAGCAUAGUGCGCUGGCUGGAGCACGACCGGCCGCGCCGCGAGGCUGAUCUACCAGAGGUCUUCGCCGAGUGCAUCCGUCUACCGCUGCUGGAUGAGGCUUUUCUGAGCCACAUCCCUCCCGCCUUCGCCCUGGCUCUGUCCAAAGAGCCUGCGGACAAGGGGCGGCUGAACGGCACCAGCGGCUGCCCGCAGCGCCUCGGCAUGACCGCAUCCGAGAUGAUCAUCUGCUUUGAUGCGGCGCACAAACACUCAGGGAAGAAGCAGACGGUGCCUUGCCUGGACACCGCCACGGGGAAGGUCUACAAACUCUGCAAGCCACCCAAUGACCUCCGCGAGGUCGGCAUCGUCGUCACAUCUGAGAACGACAUCUUCAUCGCUGGCGGAUACCGGCCAAGCAACAGCGAGGUGUCCAUCGAUCACCGGGCAGAAAGCGAUUUCUGGCAGUACGAGCAUGCCGGAAACCGCUGGUUACCGCGCUCCCCCAUGUUGCGAGCGCGAAUCGGCUGCAGGCUGGUGCACUGCUGUGGCAAACUGUAUGCCCUCGGUGGACGUGUGUACGAAGGGGACGGACGAAAUGCACUGAAAUCAGUCGAGUGCUACGACGCCCGGGACAACUGCUGGACUGCUGUUAGCCCAAUGCCUAUUGCCAUGGAGUUCCACAGUGCCAUAGAGUAUAAGGACCGCAUCUAUGUGCUCCAAGGCGAAUACUUCUUUUGUUUCGACCCUCGCAAAGACUACUGGGGCCACCUGGCCCCCAUGAGCGUCCCUCGCAGCCAAGGCCUGGCGGCACUGCACAAGAACCACAUCUACUACAUCGCGGGGAUCUGCCGCAACCACCAGCGCACCUUCACCGUGGAGGUGUACGACAUCGAGCAGAACAGCUGGAGCCGUCGGAGGGACCUGCCCUUCGAGCAGGCGGCCAGCCCCUACAUCAAGGCCCUGCUGCUGGGCGGCCAGCUGCACCUGUUUGUCCGCGCCACGCAGGUGAUGGUGGAGGAGCACGUGUUCCGCACCAGCCGCAAGAACUCCCUCUACCAAUACGACGAAGAGGCUGACCGCUGGACCAAAGUCUACGAGACGCCCGAUCGUCUCUGGGACCUCGGCCGCCAUUUUGAGUGCGUGGUGGCCAAGCUGUACCCUCAGUGUCUUCAGAAAGUGCUAUGAGUGGUGGAUGAGGAAGCAGGGAGUUUUUUUUUUUUUGUUUGUUUGUUUCUUUGUUGUUUAUUUUUUUUUCGGGUGGAAAAGGGGUGCCCCUUUGCCCCCUCACAUAUGGUGCUGUCCAAACACGCAAGAACCCAACGGAGGGGUGAAGUCUUAAACAAAACAAACAAAAAAAAAACGCGGCGACGCUUUCGAUCGAGGGCUAACCAGAAAGACGGCAGUAUUUUAACCUUCGAGAGACGAGCACAAAGUGCCCUCGCCGUUGCUUGUUUUACAGUCGAAAAACAAAACGAAUUAUAAGUGCAAUUAUCAUGUUGUUCGCAAGCGUUUGUUGAGCCAUGUUUUUUUUCCUUCGCUUAUAUCUUUAUGGCAUAAGUUAGGGAUUUGAUUUUGUUGUUGCUGUUUGUUUUUUUGAUUUUCCUUUGGUUUGUUGGCAUGCAGUGUUGGGACAGAGUAGAUGAUGUUGAAGUCCUUUUUUUUUCAUUUUAAUAUUAUUUUUUAGAAAGGACGAGCAGUGUGUCAGCAUCAGAAAUAUGAAAAUAAAGUAAUAAAUAUAUAAAUAGCUAUAUAUUCAUACGGGUAUGGUGGGCCGAGGUGCUCACCGUUUGGGUAGCUAGGUCUGAAGA
Colossoma macropomum (tambaqui) is the source of this 2439-nucleotide messenger RNA. RefSeq names its product kelch repeat and BTB (POZ) domain containing 8 (gene kbtbd8). The record is from RefSeq and is a predicted model, not a curated record. Gene Ontology annotation, molecular function: protein binding. Bases 11 to 1816 code for a protein of 601 amino acids. The transcript has 4 exons. NCBI's taxonomy places the organism in Eukaryota, Metazoa, Chordata, Actinopteri, Characiformes, Serrasalmidae.